Messenger RNA from Trichoplusia ni (cabbage looper), 943 nucleotides. RefSeq lists its product as uncharacterized. Lineage: Eukaryota; Metazoa; Arthropoda; Insecta; Lepidoptera; Noctuidae. Bases 410 to 781 code for a protein of 123 amino acids. The record is from RefSeq and is a predicted model, not a curated record. The transcript is spliced from 3 exons.
GUUUUUAUCCCGGACUUUUGAAGAGUUCUCUUGGAAACGCGAUAUAACCGACCUCGACGCGGGCGGAAAGCUAGUUAGCUAUAAAUGAAAACGGCUGGUUUUUGCUUAAUCGACUCGCGUUUAAAUGACAGAGAUUAUUUUAAUUAUUUAAUGAAUUUUUACAUCUUGUGUUGACGGCAAUACAAUACUUCAAAGUGGUUUAUCGAAUAGUUGCUAAGUUAUCUUAGGACUAUCCAUGACAAAAUAUUGGUUUUAUAGAUAAGCAUGCUAUCAAUGGUAGCUCAGUAUUUGAUUUAUUGUGCUUCCAUCCACCACAUCAUUGUAUCGCUUUUGUUAAUUGUUUGUUGUGCACUGAAGAAGCUAUAGAUAAAGUUUCCACUCGACUCGGUAGCCGCCGCCUCACAAGGAAAUGGAUACGACACCAUCAGCGGAACAGUUAAACUCUGAUUUAGAUGACCAUCUUGAACAUCGCAUAUUUCUAAAAUAUUAUACAGAAAAGGAUUACUUUUUGUCGCCAGAGGGGAUCUUGAAAGUAUUGUCCGCGGACAUCAUAAUAUCAGCGGUAAUGGGAGUCCUGCUGCUCAUCACUGCGGUACUGAGCAUGACUGUUUGCGAGUUCACGAGUAUCAUCAGCUACAUGCACGGGCCACUGGCAGUUAUAAACGCAGGCAUGGUGACGGCGAGCGCAGUGAUCACGUACGUGUCGGCGAUGCGGCUGUGGGACGCAGCGCGGCCGCCGCGCGAGCCGCCGCGCCCUCCGCCGCCCGAGCAGGACGUGUAGCACGCGCUGGCCUCUCAUACCCACUCACUGUACAAUAUUCUAGGUGUACUCAAAUAAAUAAAUAAAUUACAUUACUGGUAACAAUUAACAAUAUAUUUAUACAAUUAAUGGUACAUAAUUAUAUCCAAUACCAGACAAUAAUAAACAUCCUAAACUCCCAAA